AUGUCCAACACAUCGGCAGUUAACACUACACAGCCCACAGGGCCUGGUGCUGAGGGAGGCGGAUUUUUUACCCUUUCCAGGGAGUCGGUCAUUGUGGCCUGCUUCUUUUACGCAAUCAUCGCUCUGGUAGCUGUGUUCGGUAACCUGAUGGUGGUGACAGCGUUUUUUAUUAACGACAAACUCCGCACGGUGACAAAUUAUUUUGUCCUUGGAUUAGCCGCCGCGGAUAUUCUGGUGGGUGCGGUAUCGGUUCCCCUGUGGAUGUACAUUCUAAACCACUACGCCGAAAAAAGGAAGUUUGAUCAACAUUUCAAGAACAUAAACAAACUUUACCUUGCCUUGGACAGCUUUGCAGGGAUUUCGUCCAUCCUUCACCUCAUGGCUAUUUCCAUGGAGCGCUAUUUUUGCGUCGGUUGGGCUGUGAAGCACCGUAACCUGCCGAAGUAUUUUUAUUACAUUGCUUUGUUUAUGGUUUGGUUGGUAUCCGCCUUUGCAUCGUGCAUCAAACUCAUGGUCCCCAGCGUCAAACAAGAAGACCUUGUACUGUUGAUCUUUGUGGUGUUCUUCCUCCUGCCGCUGACCAUCAUCGUGGUCUCGUAUGCAGCUAUCUGGAAAAUAGCCAUGACCCGGAUGAACAACAACCCAAGUAAGCGCUCAUUGAAACGUGAAAUUCGCACUGCAACGACGAUAGCCUUUGUUAUUGGUUUCUUCUUAGUUGCUUGGACACCGUUUUUCAUUUCAAGCAUUGUCGUAACGUACUGCCCACAGAUUGACUGUCCUUUCAGCUGGUCCGCUACCAUCCUUUUCAAAUUUCUUCAUUACUCCAAUUCGUCAAUUAAUCCCAUUGUGUACGGAGUGCGAAUACCAGAAUUCCGAAAGACUUUUAAGUUCAUUUUAAGACGCAUCUAUGGACCAGUACUGACACCAUGCAGAAGAUAG
Porites evermanni is the source of this 939-nucleotide messenger RNA. The record is from the annotation of a GenBank genome assembly. Lineage: Eukaryota; Metazoa; Cnidaria; Anthozoa; Scleractinia; Poritidae.